GCUCGCAUCAACGUCGUCGCUCAACUAUCCAAACGACACCCCGUUUUCACAAGAUUUCCAAAAACGUCAACAAUAUUCACUUCAUUUCAACAUCAAAAUUUUCAGUUCCGUUUCCUUCUCUCUUCAAAAUAAUUAUCGUUUUCACUGUCAAAUACUCGCGCACAUAAUUCAUACCCGUACACAACUAACACACACAUAUAAAUAAUUGAUGGAUCGGAGGAGGACCGGAAGUCCAGUGUACACGCGGCAGUGGAGCGGUACCUCAAGCAGCACGGGAUCAUCUUCACCGGUGAUGUCACCGGCGCAUCGUUUUAAUUCAAGCAUGUCAACAAUCAAGCGUACUCAAAACGUUGCCGCAAAAGCCGCAGCUCAACGUCUAGCUCAAGUGAUGGCGUCACAAACUACUGGAGACGACGACGACGACGAAGAUGACGAUCUAGGGUUUCGAUUCAGUGCUCCGCCACCACAUGCUCCCUCUAGUUUCAGUAGCAGUAACAAUAAUAAUAACAAUCACAGUGGAAGUAAUAAUAAUAAUAUUUUGAUUGGUAGACCUAAUAGAUCUCCUUCUCCUGCGUUAGGUCGGAACUUUGCAGAUCAUGUAACUGUACCUUCAGUGAGAUCAACAUCAGCUGGAAGGCCGUCGAUAACAUCGGUUCGAACGGGAGCAGCAGCAGCAUUGGUACCGCCUAGUAAAUCGUCUAUAAGAACUCCGGUUUCCAUACCUCCAAUUGAGGCUCCUAAUAAUAGGAUUAAUAAAGAAAAAAGGUUUUCGGUAGAUGCGAGACAGUUUAAGUCGAAAGAUGCAGGAGAUCAGCGUGAAGCUUCAGCACUUCGUGAUGAGCUUGACAUGCUACAAGAAGAGAAUCAGGCUAUAUAUGACAAGCUUCAUAGUGCAGAAGAAAGAUGCGAGGAGGCAGAAGCUAGAGCUAGGGAGCUUGAGAAACAGGUUGCAGCUCUUGGAGAAGGUGUCUCCCUGGAAGCCAAACUGUUGAGCAGGAAGGAAGCAGCAUUGCGCCAAAGAGAGGCUGCUCUCAAGGCUGCAAAACAAAAUAAAGAUGGCAAAGAUGAAGAAUUUGCAACUCUUCGUUCUGAACUUGAGAACUUGAAAGAAGGAGCUGCAAUAGCAUUAGAACAGUUUCAAGAAGCAGAAUCUGAGGCGAAAACUCUUCGAAAUAUGACACAGAGAAUGAUUUUGACUCAGGAAGAGAUGGAGGAAGUUGUCUUGAAGAGAUGUUGGCUUGCUCGAUAUUGGGGUUUAGCUGUACAACAUGGCAUUUGUUCUGAUAUUGCUGUAACAAAGCAUGAGCAUUGGUCAGCUUUAGCUCCUCUACCUUUUGAAAUUGUCAUUUCUGCCGGACAAAAGGCCAAGGAGGAGGCUUUGGAUAAAGAUGGUGAUGAUCCAGAUAGGGGUAAAUCUGUUCGUGAUUUGAGUGAUUUAACUGGGGAAGGAAAUAUUGAAAGCAUGCUUUCAGUUGAAAUGGGACUGAGGGAAUUGGCUUCUUUGAAGGUUGAAGAUGCUGUCGUUCUUGCACGGGCCCAGUACAGACGUCCAAGUUUGAGAUCAUCAGUUGAUCCCAAGUUUGCAGAGGCCUUUGAAUUAAGCGAGCAGGAGGCCGAAGAUGUUAUUUUCAAGGAGGCAUGGCUUACAUACUUCUGGAGAAGAGCCAAAAUGCAUGGUGUUGAAGAGGAUAUUGCAGAAGAGCGGCUUCAGUUUUGGAUCAGCCGCAGUGGACAGCCUCCUACUUCGCACGAUGCCGUGGACGUUGAGAGAGGAUUGUUGGAAUUGAGGAAAUUAAGCAUAGAACAGCAGCUCUGGGAAGCAUCUCGUAGAGAAAUUGAGCCGCCCACCUCUGGCUCAGUUGCCAAUCAUAAACGUACAGAUUCAGAAAUCUCUUAUUGAUUGAAUUUGCCUCUUUUUUGAAAAUUCUUUCUUCUCUAUUUUGUGUAGGUUGCUUGUUUCAAUUUAAUGCUUUUUUUUUUCUUGUCAAUGUUCAUAGUAUUUUUUUUUUACAUGCUAGAGGAAUUCUCCUUAUUACGCGGUUAUUUUCUUAUUUGGCGAUAUAGUUAGUUCUUGAUGCAACAAUCAAUGGUAUAGUCAUUGUAGCUCUUGACGAAAUUGUGGGAGUGAAAUGUUAUAUAUUGGAUAUGGAAGUGAAAUAGUUGAAAAUUGAAAUAUCAUUUUGAAUUUCAA
Molecule: messenger RNA, 2191 nt
Organism: Mercurialis annua (annual mercury)
Lineage: Eukaryota; Viridiplantae; Streptophyta; Magnoliopsida; Malpighiales; Euphorbiaceae
Product: coiled-coil domain-containing protein SCD2
Exons: 17
Coding region: 209-1900 (563 amino acids)
Biological process (GO): cytokinesis by cell plate formation
Source: RefSeq, a predicted model, not a curated record